Molecule: messenger RNA, 1036 nt
Organism: Emericellopsis atlantica
Lineage: Eukaryota; Fungi; Ascomycota; Sordariomycetes; Hypocreales; Bionectriaceae
Product: NAC domain-containing protein
Exons: 4
Coding region: 152-781 (209 amino acids)
Biological process (GO): protein targeting to membrane
Cellular component (GO): nascent polypeptide-associated complex; cytoplasm
Source: RefSeq, a predicted model, not a curated record
GCGAUUACCUAAUCGAGCUUAGCCCGCCAACCACCAAACCCUAGAAUUUCGCAACGGAAGUUUCGCUUCACAAACAGACGAAGAAUAUCGCAACGAACGGCCCAGACGAACGAUAUCUAGGCUCACUUCCAAAUACCACACAACCGCAAUCAUGGCCAACCCCCGCGUCGAAGAGCUCCCCGAUGAGGAGCCCCAGAAGUCCCGCGUCGAGGACCAGGAUGAGGACUCUAGCGACGACUCCGAGGUUGAGGCCGGUGGUGAGGGCGAGCUCCCCGCGGGCUCGACCACCGUUGUCACCUCCAGGAACGAGAAGAAGGCUCGCAAGAUGCUCGAGAAGCUGCACCUGACCCGUGUCACUGGCAUCACCCGCGUCACCAUGCGCCGCCCCAAGAACAUGCUCUUCGUCAUCAACAAUCCCGAGGUCUACAAGUCCCCCAACAGCAACACCUACAUUGUGUUCGGUGAGGCCAAGAUUGAGGACAUCAACGCCACCGCCCAGCAGGCCGCCGCUGCCCAGCUCGCUGCCCAGGGUGCCUCCGAGGGCGACCACGCUGGCCACUCCCACGCCGAGUCCAGCAAGGGUAUCGAGUCCUCUGACGCCAAGAAGCCUGCUGAGGAAGAGGAGGAGGAUGAUGACGAGGAGGUUGACUCUGAGGGCAUUGAGGAUAAGGAUAUCGAGCUCGUCAUGACCCAGGCCAGUGUUAGCCGCAAAAAGGCUAUCAAGGCUCUGAAGGAGAACGAGAACGACAUUGUCAACUCUAUCAUGGCAUUGAGUAUCUAGCAUUGUUGAAGGUUCCUUGGGUGGUCAUGGGAAAGAAGUAUCACGAGUGUAUUCAUCUCCGCAUAGUAUGGAGGCUUGAGCACCUUGAUGCAUGCUACAACAAAAAUAAAAGGUCAAAUUGCUGCGGCCAGGAAAAAAAAAACUCGGCUUCAAUCACUGUCAUUUAUCGUUGAUCAUGAUUUCGACUUCAAUGCCUUCUUUGAAUCCAUGCUCGACUUGGCCAUCGGAAUCGCACGGAUCCUGAGCGCUGUCACG